Molecule: messenger RNA, 1164 nt
Organism: Pristis pectinata (smalltooth sawfish)
Lineage: Eukaryota; Metazoa; Chordata; Chondrichthyes; Rhinopristiformes; Pristidae
Gene: mrps26
Product: mitochondrial ribosomal protein S26
Exons: 4
Coding region: 97-702 (201 amino acids)
Cellular component (GO): mitochondrial small ribosomal subunit
Source: RefSeq, a predicted model, not a curated record
CUUCCGGCCAUGGCGGCGCCCAUGUGAGAGGCCGGAGCUGCCGCCCGUUCCCGACCCCCCCCACCCCCGGGCUCCCCGAAACCCCGCCCGGCCGACAUGUGGGCUCGCUGCCGCCCGCUGCUGCCCGUCCGGGCCCUCGCCGCCCGCCCGGCCCCCGCCCGCGGCCGCAAGUCGCGCACCGACCCGCCCGCCAAGUCCAAGGCCGAGCGCCGCCGGGUCCCCACGCCCGUCGACCCCGCGGAGCUGCUGGUGGUGAAGGAGCGAUACCGGCAGUACGUGGGCAUCGUGGGGGCACUGAGAGCCGAAUUCAAGGAGGCUUUGUUGCGGAAACGUUACGAGGAGGAAGUGGGCUCAGUCGCAGAGCAGCGAGCCAAGCUGGAAGCAGAAGAGCAUCAAAAUCUGAUGGAAUUCAACGCCCGGGAGAACGAGCGGCUCCAGAAACUCCGGGAGGAGCGAGUUCGGCAGGAGAUGGAGGCGGAGGAGGAGCGGAAACUCCAGGCCGCAGCCUACAGAGAACAGAAACGAGCGGAGUUCCUUAGUGAGAAGGAGAGAGAGGUUCUGCAGCUGCAGGAGGAAGCGAAGAAUUUCAUCACACUGGAGAACCUGGAUCAGCGAAUCGAGGAAGCCCUGGACAAUCCACAGAAUUAUAACUUUGCCAUUGACAAGGAGGGUAGAAUCGUUAAACGGACAGUGCAGCAGUAGGUCGAACCCACGGGUGGCCCUGCUGGCUGAUUGGAACCCUGUCUAAAUCCCUCGGGUGGGUUGUGGGAAUGCUCCCCUCGCAUGGGAGGAGAGGGAAGGUUAUUGGUGAGUGGAAACCUUCAAACAAGAAGUCAAACAGAGCAACCCUUUUGCAGUUUAGCUGGGCCAGUGUAAAGUAUCAGUGUAUUGGCAUUUUCAGGUACAGUGGUGGUGAAGGUAAAGAAUACAAAUUGUAAAUGUCUUUUUCUUAACAGCAAUAGUGAAUUGUACCAUUGGCAAUAAUCAGAGUCCUCUGUUGUUUACCGCACUGUUACAAACCUGCCAAACUUUAAAACAAUGAACUCCUUUGAAAUGAAGUCAAUUGAUUUAAAUGUUAAACUUCAACUGUAUGUGCCCUGCAUUUUACAAUGUAAUAAAGGCUGAGACACAUUGUAUCAAUAAAUAAACUUUACUAAGCACUGA